This is a messenger RNA of Marmota flaviventris (yellow-bellied marmot), 735 nucleotides long. RefSeq names its product mitochondrial ribosomal protein S14 (gene Mrps14). Lineage: Eukaryota; Metazoa; Chordata; Mammalia; Rodentia; Sciuridae. Gene Ontology annotation, biological process: translation. Gene Ontology annotation, cellular component: ribosome; mitochondrial small ribosomal subunit. The record is from RefSeq and is a predicted model, not a curated record. Gene Ontology annotation, molecular function: structural constituent of ribosome.
UAUCCGCUUGUGUCAAUAAAGUUGCGGCAGACAAGAUGGCGGCUUCCAUGCUGGGCUCGCUGUUACGGACGUUCCGGCAGGUGGUUCCUUCAUUAGCUUCACGCCAAGUCCGAAGUUACUAUGUAGACUGGAGAAUGUUGCGUGACGUGAAGAGACGAAAAAUGGCCUAUGAAUAUGCGGAUGACAGGUUGCGGAUCAAUUCCCUCCGGAAGAAUACCAUUUUGCCCAAAGAUCUUCAGGAAAUGGCUGAUAAAGAAAUUGCAGCCCUUCCCCGGGAUAGCUGUCCUGUUAGGAUUAGGAAUCGAUGUGUUAUGACAUCUCGUCCACGUGGUGUAAAGCGACGCUGGAGGCUUAGUCGAAUCGUCUUCCGACACUUAGCUGACCAUGGGCAACUUUCUGGGGUCCAGCGAGCAAUGUGGUAAAAAUCAGCUCCAGAACCAACUGAUCUUUCAGGGAAGACUUUUUUUGUGAUGCUGUGGAUCAAACCCAGAGCUUCCCACAUGCCAGGCAAGUGCUCUGCUAUUGAGCCACAUCCCCAACCUGAGACCCUAGCUUAUAUAGGUGUCCAGUAGAAUUGUCUCAUCUACCCUGUGAUACAUAUAGUUAAAUUACUUUCAAAUUUUAAGAAAUUUGGCUAUUUCCUUCUGUCAUUAAAUUCUCUAAAAGAUUAAAAAUACUGUUCAUAUACAUGAUGUAAAGAGUAGAGCAGGCAAUAAAAAGUAUUUUCUGUGAAAA